AUGAACCUCCGCUCGCUCCUGCUCUACACCUCGCUCUUCGGAGGCAUCAUGGCCGCCAAAUUCACCAUUACUGCCGAGGACAUGGAGAACAUUGAAGGUGUCACGGAUGCCUCUCAGUUGCCGGAAAACGUGCAUAGUGCCCUUAAGACCAACGGCCCUUGCUGGAUCGGUGAUGCCUGUGCUCGUAAAGAAAGCUAA
Messenger RNA from Aspergillus candidus, 198 nucleotides. RefSeq lists its product as uncharacterized. Bases 1 to 198 code for a protein of 65 amino acids. Lineage: Eukaryota; Fungi; Ascomycota; Eurotiomycetes; Eurotiales; Aspergillaceae. The transcript is spliced from 2 exons. The record is from RefSeq and is a predicted model, not a curated record.